GCGGCUAGGAAAAGAAAGGCCUCUCCGCGAGCUACUUCUGGCAAAGAGAGAAAACCUUCGAUGCCAGUGGACUUGUCGACUGAUGAAGAUGCGCAGUCUACCGGUCGUAGCGGGCGAGAAAACAAGAGGACCCGAGUGCACUUCUCUUGCGUAGAGUGUCAUCGGAGGAAGCAGAAAUGCGAUAGGAAAGAACCUUGCUCUCAAUGCGUUGCCAGAAAGGUCCCACACCUCUGUCGACCUUUCCUUAAUGGUGUGGAAGAUCCCAAUGCGUCUCACUCAUCCUGUAGAAACAGUGAGGUAGUUUCAAGACUCAAUACCAUCGAAUCUCUUUUGAGCCGGCUAGUCGCUCAAUCCGCCUCUUCCUCGACACCUUCUGCCCCUGCACAGGCCAUACCGGAUGCUGUACUCCCCGACUUAUCAUCCCUCACAACUUCUGGCGAAGAGGUUUUCCACCCCCGAGGUGGUCCAUUCUCACAACCUUCCCGAGAUACAUACUCCAACAAACCUCCUCCAUCCGGUCUCUUCCCGGGUAACCUGUCCAGUAGCACCCCUCCUGGUAGAAGCGGUUUUGGCUGGGGACUGCGAGAAGGCCGUCGCAUCACGUUCAUUCCAGAGGAGAGCAUUGAGUUGCAAAGUAUGCUGCAAACGCUGAAAGAAAGCGGUAUCACCAAAGAGCAUUUGGAAUGGCUAAUAGCUGGGGUGCCGGGACGGAGAAUGGCGGACGGCUUGGUGGAUAUGUAUUUCAAAGACAUCGACUGGACACGGUAUAAGAUGAACAAGGCAUCGUUCUUGAAGCGCUAUAACGCCUUCUUCGAGUCACUCAAUCGUAAUCCUAGCAACCCCAAAAUUGACGCUGAGGCGCUUAAAUGGCUGCCGUUGCUCUUUAUUGUCCUGGCCAUAGCCGUACUCUCCGCUCCAAAGGACAUUGUACGCCCAGAGGACCAAAGUGCGUGGUCUCGACGAUUUUACGGUUCCGCGCGGAGUGGUCUGGAGUACGCCAAAGCUUUGCAAAGAGACAAUUUGGAUGUCCUCUUCGCUGGUCUGCUAGCCUCACGCUACAUGCUGCUCACUCGCCGACCUGCUGAGGGAUCGACUCCUUUAACGACAGCAUUCCAACUUGGACUCUACCGAGACGGCACUGUGCUCAACUUGACCGACAAACGAGAAAUCGAAAUCCGUCGUCGAGCUUGGGCACAGCUGUAUCACCUGGACCGUACCAUAUCUCUUCUUGUCGGCCGACCUGCGGCUAUAUCCGAUGCGCAUACGGACACGAGAAUUCCCGCCAAUCUGGACGAUGACGAGCUGGAAGGGGACUUUGAUCCUGCGGGUCAUCCAUUGACCAGACCGACGGUAUAUACGUAUGUCAUUCUGAGACAUAAAUUGGCUCAAAUUAUGGGACAGAUAGCCCAUCACACUUUCGCUAUACAAUUACCGAAUUAUCAGACCGUCAUCAAAUUGGAUCGGGAAUUACUCGAAUGGCGCGACUCGUUGCCUGGUUUCUUCUCAAUGACGACACCUGAUACGAGCUUUGACAGUGAUCACGCGUAUCUUUUCGUUCAACGGCAUUUGUUAGCUUGUGAAUGGUACUAUGCUCGUAUCACCUUGAACAGACCAUAUCUGCUACGACGGAAAGAUCAGGAUGGAAGAUAUACGUAUUCUAAAACCGCUGCUAUCGAAUCGGCCACUGCGGACUUGCUUAGCAGACGAGCGUUCACCUUGGAGAAGGGCAACGUCGUGGUGAAUAGUGGUGGCUACCGAGUAUUGAACUCGUAUAUGGUUCUAGGGGUAACUAUCAAGCUCGAUCCCGACUCCCCUCAAGCGGACGAGCUCCGACAAUUACUAAACGUCGUUUCCGGUCGUGCCCCAGACGUUCAAGGACGUAUCUCAGAACCUUUAGUAAAAGAAGAACUAGCCAUUGUAGAAUUCUUAACAGCCAAAGGUCCUUCGAAACCUACCAUCCCACGUAAACCACAAGAAGGUGAAGAACAAACUCCCGUAGAUCUAUUACUCAACCUCGCUAAAACAAGGAGUGGUAGACGUGCUGCCGAAGAAGAAAAACGUCAAUUGAGACUACAACAAUAUCGUGAAGUUCAAGAACAACGCCAAAGGUUUAAUUCCAAUGGUCAAAAUUCAAUGAGUUCUCCAUGGGGUUACGUAGCACCCUCAAUGCCAGGAUUAGACGUACAUCAACCUUUUGGAAAUUCUAAAAGAAUUCCAAGACCAUUACAACCUCCUCCACCUAGAAGAUCAGAUGGUACA
Tremella mesenterica DSM 1558 is the source of this 2259-nucleotide messenger RNA. RefSeq lists its product as uncharacterized. NCBI's taxonomy places the organism in Eukaryota, Fungi, Basidiomycota, Tremellomycetes, Tremellales, Tremellaceae. The record is from RefSeq and is a predicted model, not a curated record. Gene Ontology annotation, molecular function: DNA binding; zinc ion binding; DNA-binding transcription factor activity, RNA polymerase II-specific. Gene Ontology annotation, biological process: regulation of DNA-templated transcription; DNA-templated transcription. The transcript is spliced from 9 exons. The annotation marks the transcript as partial.